Drosophila novamexicana is the source of this 873-nucleotide messenger RNA. RefSeq names its product transcription factor btd. NCBI's taxonomy places the organism in Eukaryota, Metazoa, Arthropoda, Insecta, Diptera, Drosophilidae. The coding region runs from base 1 to 873 and encodes 290 amino acids. The record is from RefSeq and is a predicted model, not a curated record. The transcript has a single exon.
AUGCUGUGCCAAGGAUAUUUCCAUUGCCUGCUGCUGGCUGCCCAGCUGCUUGUGUUGCCAUUGCUACAUGCCUCGCCAGUAUCAAGCCCAGAAAUAGCCAACAAAUCGAACAAGUCGCCUAACAGCAUCCAGGCGCAACAGCAGCAACAGCAGCAACAGCAACAGCAGCAGCAGCAACUACUCAAGUCCAAUCCCAAUGCCCAGGAAGCGCACCUAAACUCGCUGAGCGCAUUUGCCUCGAGCUAUGAUAACUUGGACACGGCUCAAGCACAGGUGCAGCCGCCGACUGAAGCGGGCUUCAAGCCCUCCUAUAAAAUGCCUGAAAUGGAGACGAACUUUACGCCCAUGCAAAGUGGAGGUCUUGGCGAGAGCACCAGCAUUGCCAGCCUACCCAGUACACCCAUGCUGAUGCAGUAUCUGCCGGCGCAGACGCUUCAGGAUGGCAGUGGAACCGUCCAGUAUUUGCAGCUGAUACCAACGCGUCCCAUCAUUGUGCCCAUCAGUCCAUAUUUGACCACAGCGGCCACUGGCGGCGUACAGGCGCCGGCGCCCGCGUUAACACCUAAUGUGGCUGCAACACCCGAUUAUGGCGCACGCGGAGUCCAGCUAAGUGCCUUACCCGCUAAUACGGGCGUUACCGGCCUACACUAUUCUGCUGCCGGUCUGCAGGGCUAUGCCAAUGCGGUCUCUCCUGUCGCCGCCUAUCGCAGCAGCUACCGCAUCAAUCGCGAGGCGAAGGAGAAAAACUUUCCGCCCACAUUUAGCCUGAAUCUCAACGAGUAUCUGCCGGCGGCAGCGGGUGGCCACGAUACAUCGGUUUCGGGAACAGCAUCGCAUCCGCAUACCCAACUGUAUAUUAGAGCCAGGCCAUAG